Molecule: messenger RNA, 769 nt
Organism: Apis florea (little honeybee)
Lineage: Eukaryota; Metazoa; Arthropoda; Insecta; Hymenoptera; Apidae
Source: RefSeq, a predicted model, not a curated record
UUUUCAACGAAAAAUGGCUUCAAACAGAUCUGUUUAUCAAAAUUCUUCAACCUUGAUCAACAUUUGUAUAAACGACGAUUUGAAAUAUCGUAAUUCAAGCGAGUCGAAUGUAGAUUGCAAAAAUAAGCAGAAAUUUUACAAGGAAGAUAUAUGUAAAAAUGAUUCAUCAUCGACCUAUUACACAUCGUGCGAAAGCAAUUUGAAGGAACAGGAAAAUUCAAAAAUCCUCGAAGAAAAGGAACCGUUCGAAUCUAUCAGUGCUCCGCUCUCCCAAUGUUACAACAUCGCAGAAACGGAUCCUCUGGUCGAAGAGUUACUUAGACAACUUCCCAGAACGACAGACGACUAUCGCAAACACUGGGAAAUGGUACUGCACUGCGAGAGGGCCGCGUUUCCAAGGACGGAGUCGAAUUUGCCCCUGCCCUCGAGGGAGGUACGUAUAUGCGGAGGAAAGCCCGGCGAAUUCAAAAGCCGAGAACUCAAUUAACCCGAACGGCUAGAACUCAAUUACGAAUGUCGGUCGGCGGGAACGAAUGCGGUGGCCGGUAAUUAAAAAAUUAAAAUUAUUAUGCCCAGGCCCGUUUCUACUGGCACUUGUACUCAACCGCGGUGAAAAACUCGCGUAUGUACCAAAAACAAGUGAAUCACGCUCUCCUCGUUACGUUGGCCAAGUAAGAAUCUAAUGGUUAAUUCAUUGAAAUGAUAUUAUACGUACCUACGUAUCAUCCUUGAUUCGAUGAAUUUUGAAUGAUCGUAGAAUCGAUGUAAU